Telopea speciosissima is the source of this 2091-nucleotide messenger RNA. RefSeq lists its product as uncharacterized. NCBI's taxonomy places the organism in Eukaryota, Viridiplantae, Streptophyta, Magnoliopsida, Proteales, Proteaceae. Bases 1 to 2091 code for a protein of 696 amino acids. The transcript has 7 exons. Gene Ontology annotation, molecular function: nucleic acid binding. Gene Ontology annotation, biological process: DNA integration. The record is from RefSeq and is a predicted model, not a curated record.
AUGACGUCUGAGGUAGUGGCGAAAGUAAAGGACAAGAUUGAGGGACUCCUUAAAGCAGGCUUCAUUCGGAAAACCCAUUAUGUCCAGUGGCUAGCAAACGUUGUGCCCGUCCUUAAAAAGAAUGGAAAAUUAAAGGUCUGUAUAGAUUUUCGAGACCUGAAUACAGCCACACCCAAGGAUGAGUACCCAAUGCCGAUGGCUGAUAUGUUGAAAAAUGCUGGGGCCACCUACCAAAGGGGCAUGAACCUAAUUUUCCAUGACAAGAUUGGGCAGUUCUUAGAGGUCUAUAUCGACGAUGUAGUGGUCAAGUCUAUGAACCAGGAUGAGCACCUCGGUCAUCUCCGUAAAUAUUUUGAGCGAAUGAGAUGGCACGGUCUGAAGAUGAAUCCCCUUAUGUGCUCUUUCGGGGUAUCAAUAGGGAAUUUUCUUGGUUUUCUCAUCCACCAGAAAGGGAUUGAGGUAGAUAGAAAUAAAACCAAGGCAAUCAUGCAGACACUAGCUCCCCAAAACAAGGAGCUUCAGAAGUUUUUGGGACAGGCUUUUGAGGAGCUUAAACGGUACCUGAUCGAGCCACCUGUGUUGAUGUCACCACAGAAGGGCAUGCCGCUCAAGCUAGAGGAAAUACGUGCCCAUCGAGAAACUCUGUUUGGCACUAUACUUCACCUGUACCAAACUCAAGCAUUACUUGUUACCCACGACAGUGUUUGUUCUUUGCCAAACAGACGUUAUCAAAAAUCAGUUAAAGGCCAGGCUUUGGCCGAUUUCCUCACAAUGCAUCCCCCAUUGGAAUUGGGAGAGGAAAGUACGGACGUAGGUGUUAACACCAUUGAACGAUCACCCUGGAAGCUAUUCUUUGAUGGUUCCAGAACCAGUGCUUCAUCAGGGGCAGGAAUAGUUUUGGUGUCUCUUGUGGGCAUGGAAACUCGCCUCACUUUCCAACUUUGCUUCCCGUGCACAAAUAAUCAGGCCGAGUAUGACGCAUUGUUGAUCGGUCUUAAACUUAGUGCUAUAGGCGUGAAAAACGUAGAAAUCAUUGGCAACUCUCAAUUAGUCAUCAAACAUUUGGCCAAGGAAUACCGUUGUGAAAGCCAGGCUUUGCUUCCAUAUUUUUCUAUGACCCAGCAGUGUCUGGACAACUUUGACGACACUUCGGACUGCAUCAGAUAUGCAAAAGGGUGUCAAGCCUGCCAAAGGCACACCCCUAUGCAAGGAGUACCUACAACGCAGCUCCACCCUAUAGCAAAGCCGUGGCCAUUCAGAGGAUGGGCUCUCGAUUUGAUUGGGAAAGUAACUCCUCCCUUAGCUCAAGGACACACGUUUGUCAUUGUAGCCACUGACUACUUCACCACAUGGGUGGAAGCUAUACCAAUGAAGUCGAUCAAUCAGGCUGAUGUGAUCAGGUUCUUGAAACUAGAGAUAAUACACCGUUUUGGUUUGCUUGAAACCCUUACUAAUGAUAAUGGGUCAAUCUUCUUUGGAGGAGAGGGUAACAGUCAGGCUGAGGCUAGUAAUAAGGUGAUCAAGAUAAAUUUGUCAAAGGUUUUCAAUGAUAACCCAAGGUCUUGGGCAGAAGUGCUGUUAGAAGUUCUUUGGGCCUUUAGGACUUCAAAGAGGACAGCAACAGGAACUACUCCUUAUGUACUAACUUUUGGUCAGGACACUGUUUUACCAAUGGAGUUGACCGUGAAGUCUUUGCGGGUGGCAAGGCAGUAUAAGCUAACUCCCCUAGAGUAUUCCGAUUCCAUGAUAGCUGAACUUGAGAAUUUGGAUAAGGAGCGGUUAUUAGCUCUCGACCUAAUCCAGGCCCAAAAAGUCAAGGUGGCCAAGGCAUAUAAUAAGAGAGUCAAGCCCAAGGCGUUCACUGAAUCGGAUCUGGUACUUAAGGCUGUAAUGCCAAUUGGUCGCAGGGAUCCCAAGUAUAGGAAAUGGUCACCUACCUGGGAGGGGCCAUUUCUAGUGCAUCAGGUCUUGAAGGGUGGAGCCUACCAUUUAAGAACGCUGGACGGUCAAGUGCAGUUAAGGCUGUUAAACGACAAGUACUUAAAGCAAUAUCACCCAACAAUGUGGGAAGCAAAAGUGAUAGAUUUCUAG